GUGGACAUGAAGCAUUCAAUCAAGUUAACAUGAUUUACUAAAUGUAUUUCCACUCUAAUCAACAAUUUUAUAACAAACAUGACAUCAACAACAAAAAGCUGCAAUAUAUCUUUCGUGGCAAGGGCCCCACUAUCUCGCAGUUCUAUUCUGUGACGUCACAGGGUUGUUGGCUUGGCUGAGUUCAAACAGAUACAAUGAAACAACUGUGAAACACUGAAAGUUGGAGACGGGAGCCACAGGACAGAGGAGGACAACGGGGGGGGGGGGUCACUAUUGCAUUGCUUCUGGAUGUGGAAAUGUGUUACAGUAUUACAGCCAAGGAAAAAAUAACUAAUCAUUUUAUUUAUAUAGCACUUUUCGAAAACAACGCCACAAAGUGCUUCACAAAAAAAAUUCACUUUUUUCCCCCAUUCUGUGUUGAGUUUUGGAGGAAAAAAAAAUCCCGAUCCAUACUCCAUAUCAAUUGAUGGCGGUAGUGCAGCUUUUCACCCGUUUGCCAAACCCAACAGGAAGAAGAGGUCGGAAGUUGUCACGGUACCGCUCCUCUUUUCCAUAUGGUGAUGGCGGCAAUGGCCGACUUGUCAACGGCCCCCGGCGGCACGGGCCGUCCGGUCUUUCCGCUGUCCGCGGACGCUGCCCCGUUCACCCCGCCGGGGACGGGGUGUCUGUACUCGGACGCCGGCUCUCAGUUUUCCCGCUGUCUGUCGAAGCUCCGCUGCCUGCGCGGCGAAACGGUUGGUCUCAGAGAAGAACUCAACCUGCUGUUCGACCAGCUCAUCUCCGAGAACUACAAUAAAACGUUUAAUCCCGACAUCAAUAUCCGACCAGAGGACGUGUGUGCCCUGCUGAGACAGGCCAGCUGCCUUGUGCCACAGAGUCAAGAACAUCUCGUAAUCAAACUGUGCCGGCUAAUACACCAUCUACUCAAUCAGCUGAAGGUGACAGUGGAUGAACAGACGUUGGAUAUAUUAUUGAAUUAUAUGGUCCGUGCUUUGAGUGUCUGCAGUACGUGGACACACUCAGAUAUACUGCUGGCCCUUUCUACAGUCGUGUAUGGGAAUGGACCACAGAGCCACAAGCACCUGUGCGAGCUACUGGGCGACGGUGGAGUCUUGCUCCUCUACAGCUCACUAUCUCAAAUGGAUAUGGACUUAUGCCGCAUUGCACUUAUCUGUAUGGCCAAUAUCUGUCUCGGGCUGCCUGGUCAGCCGUGUUUGGAGGAGCAGUACAGCAGCAAAUGCUUCAGGGUCUUCCUAAAAACACUCCAGUCACCUGAACCUCCCAACACCGACGAGCUGCUCUACUGUACGGUGAUCCAAGCAGCACUGAAGGGGCUUCAGCACUGCGUGUCCGGUGGGAAGUGGAGGUUUGGCGGUGGAGAGGAGCUUGGGUCUCUGCUGGCCAUACUAAAGAGGCUCAUGUUCCAGGGGGCUCCGGGAGUGAGCGUGGAGUGGCCGUCCGUGCUUUACCCAGCUGCUCUUCCUCAGUACGAGGGUCAGUCUGCACCGAAGACCGCUGAACCACCGAAGGAAGCCGCCACACCGGCCAAAGCCUUGGGGACCAAGAAGAAGAAAUCCCGGGCAAAGGGCAAGAAGACGGGCGUGGAGGAGAGCCGAGGGGAGGAGGGAGAGGAAGACGAGGGGGAGGCAGCGCCUGCGCCUCAGAGAGGAGGGGCGAGAGGAGGCAGCGGAAGGAGAGAAGGAGGAGGCGAUAGAGGGGACUUGCGGUCCAAACCCUCUGUUCCUUCUCUCUACCCGUCCUGGAAGAGGAGUAGUUCGGACUCCGAGUUUUCGGACCCGGAGGGCGGCGUGCAGAGCAAACUGAGACUCUAUCAGGGCCGUGUGCGUCAGGCUGCUCUGCACUGUCUGCUGGCAGUGGUCAAAGGAGUGGAAAGACGGACCCUCUAUGGGUACUGGUCCUCCUUCAUCCCCGAUGCUCCUGUUGGAGGACCGCCACCUCUCACUCUCCUCACCAUUGUACUGAAGGACCCCUCACCCAAGGUGCGUGCCUGUGCACUACAGGUGUUGUCUGCCAUGCUCGACGGCUCUCGUCAGUUCCUGGGUGUGGCCGAAGACACGUCUUCUCCCCGGACGUCGUUCACCCCGUUCUCUUUCUCCCUGGCCACAGCCGUCAAAGAGCUUCACCGAGCCCUUGGCCUUGCCCUGCUGGCCGAGACGUCCGCUCACACGCUCACACAGAUCAUUAAGUGCCUGGCCUAUCUGGUAGCCAAUGCUCCCUACCAUCGCCUGCGACCGGGUCUUCUGAGUCCACUCUGGAGACUGAUCCGUCCAUACAUACGCCACAGAGACGUAAAUGUUCGUGUGUCAGUGCUGACACUAUACGGGGCUCUGGUCACCACACAGGCCCCUCUGCCCGAGGUGCAGCUCCUUCUCCGGCAGCCAGAGUGGAGCAGUGGUGGCGGCAGCACAGCUACGUUCACGCCGCAGGACUCCGCCCUCAGCUGGCGACGCAGAGAAGGAGUCCCCUCCCCCUCACGGACACCAACCACAAACGCCCAGCGUAACGCGCACAAAGUGACCACGCUCUCCCCUCGCGCUCCUCACACCCCCGGGGAGGAGGAGGCGCGUGGAGUUCCCUGGAUGCUGCAGUUGUGCAUCUCCCUGGUGACUCAGCCUCGGGAGGAUCAGACGGACAGCGAGGGAGCGGCGACAGCGGGCAGUGUUGCCUUGGAGCCCGCCCCCGUCCGGCUGGAGGCCUUGCAGGUUUUAGCCCAUCUCGUCCGUGGUUACUUCUCUCUUGCCCAAGUGUGUCUGUGUGAGCUGGGGCAGGUGAGUGCUCGCUGCCUCCAGGAGAUGGACCCCUCCAUACAGCUGCAUGGAGCCAAGCUGCUAGAGGAGUUGGGGAUAGGUAUAAUCCAACAGUACAGACCAGAGAGCAAUGUCCCUGAGAACAACAGGGUUCCUACAAGCCAGGUGGUGCAGUUCUGGUUCGAAGUCUUGAGCGGGCCGCUGAACGGAGCCCUUCAAAGUGAACAGCAUCCCACGCUACAGACCAGCGCCUGCGAUGCACUCUCCUCCAUACUGCCACAAGCCUUUGCACAGCUGCCAGAUAAGACCCAGAUGAUGUGUAUCACCGUUCUGCUGGGGCUGACGUACAGUGAAAACUCCCUGGUGAAGGCCGCAUCGGUCAGAGCACUGGGAGUCUACAUACUGUUUCCCUGUCUGAGAGAGGAUGUGAUGUUCGUGGCCGACACAGCAAACACCAUCCUCACCGCCCUCGAGGAUCGGUCUCCAAAUGUGCGCACCAAGGCAGCCUGGUCCCUGGGCAAUCUGACCGACACGCUAAUUGUCAACAUGGAAAGAAUUGGUGAGAGAUUCCAAGAGGAGCUGUCAGACAUGCUGCUGCUGAAGAUGUUGCAGUCGGCCACCCGGGCUUCAACUGACAAGGACAAGGUGAAGUCCAAUGCUGUGCGCGCUCUUGGGAAUUUGCUCAACUUCCUGCGUUAUGGUCAGCUGACCCGCUCUGCGUUCCAGCGGCCCCUGGAAGACGCAGUCCGUGCACUGGUAAAAACCGUGCAAUCAGAGGCCACCAUGAAAGUUCGGUGGAACGCCUGUUAUGCUCUAGGAAAUGCCUUCAGAAACCCUGCCUUACCUCUGGACUCUGCCCCCUGGUCUGUGGACGCUUUCUCCGCCCUCUGCUGCGUGGUGACUUCCUGCAAGAACUUCAAGGUGCGGAUCAAAUCAGCCGCCGCCCUCUCGGUCCCAGGCUGCCGGGGUUGCUACGGAGACACAGAGCGAUUCCAGCACGUGUGGUGCUCCCUCGCCACUGCCCUGGAGAACAGUGAGGACACCAACGACUUCCUAGAGUACCGAUACUGCGCCAGCCUGCGGCACACGCUCUCCCGGGCGCUCUUACACCUGCUCAGCCUCAGCCAGCCACAGGACAUGGCUGCCUUGGAGGCGUCGCUGGCCGGGGAGGAGCGGCGAGCCAUCAAAGGCCACCUGGUCAAGUAUGUCAGUGGGGAGGAGGGCGGAGAGGUGGUGGCGGUGGACGAGGUUGAGAGAGACGGCGGGGAGGACAGAUGCAACCCACAGCAAAGAGCUAUAGGUCUACAGCAGACGCUGAACAGACUGAAGGAGAUGAAGACAGAAGGGGAAGGUGAGGAAAGGGGGAGAGAGGCGGUGGUGGACUUCCUGGAGGAUUUGCUGAAGAGCUGCGAAGAGCUGAAAGUGAUAUCUCCAGUCUGACUGCUGACCCACACACACACACACACACAUAGAAUUAUGAACACCUAACAGAUGUUCUACAGCGGAUGUCUCAAGACCCCCCUCCCCCCCCGACAUGUGGAAAAAGCUAUCAACUGAAAUCAAAUCAAACUGAACACAUCAGAGAUUUUUUUAUUGCAAGUCUAAUCGUCAAUAUGAAUUCUAUAUUAAACGACCUUUUGAAUUCGUCGGGUUAUUACAUUUCAUUAUUUAUUACACUUGAAUUCAGACAAAUUUGGUUGCUCAACAGUGACCCGGAUGCUAUUGCCACUAAAUCUGGUACAUGUGCUGCAAAACAAAGACUAAGAUAUGGGAACAUACAACUGGGAUAUUCCAUGUGUUUGGUAAAGCGUGGAUUUUUUUUUUUACAACAAGACAAGAUAUUAGGUUAACACGAGGGCUGAACAAUAUUCAAGAAAAAAAGUCAGCGGUGAUUUCUUUUUUAGCGUAAUGUAUUGCAAUAUUAAAGAAUAAAAAGGAGUCUCGUAAUUUGACCAGCGUUAUGCGGCUUUUAACUUUAAAAGCUCCAUUUGCAAAGAAUGUAUCAUUCUAGCAGUGAUUCGGGCGACUUUAGCGGGGAAAUAAGGCAUUUGUCCAAGAAGCCAUUUAAUCAGACUAAAUUAUAGUGUUUGUCAGCUUUGCAAGAAUAUUUUUAUUCAAGAGUAGCUGUAAAAAAAAACACCUUGAUUUCGUCUUCUGUCAAGCAGUCCAGAGAUUGGUUCUUUGAUGCACCAUGUGGUGCAACCUGGACACAUCGUCAGUGUUGAACCCGGGGUCGUCGGGUGUUUCGGGUCUUAACAUCAGACACCCUUCACCCGGCGAUUGGAGCCGUGGGUGAUGGGUGUGCCUGCAUUGUUGCGUCAACGUCCUCGUCCUGUCCACGAAUUCAGACGGCUUACUGUCACCAGGGCCUUGUAGAGAGAAGAGCCGGCUGCAGUCACAGCAUUGUAAGAUGGCAACAGAUGUACAACACAACUGUAUUGUUUGUAAGGGUGGGGAUGCCGGCAG
Lampris incognitus (smalleye Pacific opah) is the source of this 5234-nucleotide messenger RNA. RefSeq names its product HEAT repeat containing 6 (gene heatr6). Gene Ontology annotation, molecular function: protein binding. Bases 555 to 4208 code for a protein of 1217 amino acids. NCBI's taxonomy places the organism in Eukaryota, Metazoa, Chordata, Actinopteri, Lampriformes, Lampridae. The transcript has 20 exons. The record is from RefSeq and is a predicted model, not a curated record.